AUAUAAAGUCCACCUGGCCGAACUAGUCUGCAAGACCCUAACCCUCAACCGCCACGGCCGUGUCCGCUCUUGACUACCCUCUCCACUAAGCGAUCUGGUCGCGUGCUAGCAUUUAGCAGCACUUGAACAGGACCAAGUAGAACAUGGCAGAACCACCAAGGGAGUCAUGGGCUCAAAGGCUACGAGAUCACUGUGCCGUUCGUGGCUUUCCAGCGCCGACGUUCCAAGACCACUCCGACCGUCGAGGGAGACGCACGGCAUGGACCUGUGUCGUUACCGUCAACGGAGUUCCAAUCAAUGCUCGCUUUUCCUACGAGUAUGACUACAUUGCCCAAGCCCGCGAAGACGCCGCCGAGCAAGCGUUGAGGUGGAUCACGGGCGUUACCGACAUUGGACAACAGCCUCCUCCCGCGAGCUACUAUGCCCAACAGCGGACACAAAAUCUGCAGAGCUCGCAACACCUAAUGCUGUCUCAGGCAACUCAAAUUCCCAUCCGGAACCCAGCACAGGCUCAGCUUCAAUAUCCAAACCCCAUCCUAGCUCAGCAACAGCACCCGAACCAAAGCCAGAACAGACAAUACCCAGGCGCGAGGUGAGACACCUGGACUCCGGACGAAUGACAAACACAUUGGCCAGGACAGAAACUUGCC
This is a messenger RNA of Westerdykella ornata, 650 nucleotides long. RefSeq lists its product as uncharacterized. NCBI's taxonomy places the organism in Eukaryota, Fungi, Ascomycota, Dothideomycetes, Pleosporales, Sporormiaceae. The coding region runs from base 144 to 596 and encodes 150 amino acids. The transcript has 3 exons. The record is from RefSeq and is a predicted model, not a curated record.